Gaeumannomyces tritici R3-111a-1 is the source of this 1684-nucleotide messenger RNA. Its product is annotated as DOA4-independent degradation protein 4. The record is from RefSeq and is a predicted model, not a curated record. The transcript is spliced from 3 exons. Bases 535 to 1203 code for a protein of 222 amino acids. Gene Ontology annotation, biological process: endosome transport via multivesicular body sorting pathway; protein transport; late endosome to vacuole transport. Lineage: Eukaryota; Fungi; Ascomycota; Sordariomycetes; Magnaporthales; Magnaporthaceae. Gene Ontology annotation, cellular component: ESCRT III complex; multivesicular body.
GUUUAUACAACACGUGCAGACGCUUUAGUUGCUUCUGGAGUUCUGGCAGAAGGUGCAGCGACCUGACAUUCAAUUCCAUGGAAGGAUGAGUUGGCGGAUUAGGUAAGCCCAGCCAGGCCCCAGUCAGGUACCUCUCGUCACCACAAAGAAACCUGGGGGACAUUACUACGGUUGCGGCCACAGUGCAGCCAACAGUUUAGCGGGAGACCCUCGCCACCCGCAACGACUUUCCGGCCGCCGCUACGACGUAUGAGUUUCAACAAACACCAGCCGUCACCUAACGCCGACCACAUCACAGCGCAAUUCGUUCGAGCACUUCCACAUCACAGCUAGGGGUUGGGAACCCUCAAAGCGCUGCCGCGCGUGUCGCCAAAAGCCGCGUCGCCGCCGCUACUACACGACUUGCGCCGCACCGCCUACGAACACGACCCACUCUGGCCAAAGGGACAAGGCAGAAAGUUGCUGUCGGCGCCGUGACCUGGAAGAACAUUGGCAACGGACGGGGAGGCUAUUAUCAGUGCCAACGCGGUCGGAAUGAAUAUCCUCGAAUGGGCUUUUGGAAAGCGCAUGACGCCCGCGGAGCGUCUGCGCAAGAACCAGCGCCUCCUCGAUAAGGCAAUCCGUGAGCUCGACCAGCAGCGGGUCAAGCUCGAGAGGCAGGAGAAGACGCUAGUGGGUCAGAUCAAGCAAUCUGCUCAAAAGGGCCAGAUGGGUGCCUGCAAAAUCCAGGCCAAGGACCUUGUGAGGACCAGGAGAUACAUCGAGAAGUUCUACGGCAUGCGGAGCCAGCUCCAGAAGAUCUCGCUCCGACUCCAAACCUAUCGCACGAACGAGCAAAUGAUGCAGGCCAUGAAAGGCGCCACGGUGGCCCUAGGCAGUAUGAACCGCACCAUGAACCUGCCGUCCCUCCAGCGCAUCGCAACCGAGUUUGAGAGGGAGAACGACAUUAUGGAGCAGAGGCAAGAGAUGAUGGACGACGCCAUCGACGACGCCAUGGAUGUCGGCGUGGAGGAGGAGGGAGACGAGGUGGUGGAGCAGGUGCUGGAGGAAAUCGGUGUUGACCUCAGCCAAGCACUUGGUUCUACGCCCCAGGGACUUCAGACGAACGUCGUCGCCGAGACCAAGCUCGCGCAGGCUGUCGGCAGCGGCGGAGGGGGAGGGGACGACGACCUACAGGCACGACUGGAUAGCCUACGGAGGUGAGGCGUAUUAUGACACUGAUGAGCAAGGAUGGCGACGCUGGGAUGUUAGUGUCGUUGUACCCAUUUCCUCGCGCUGCAUCUUCUUAGGUCGAGAUUCUCGAACUGCACCGGCUACAGUGUUACCAAGCGAUGGGUGGCUAAAUAUCUGCAUAAUUGGGCAUGCAGAGAAGCCGGUGGACGCUUCAAGUUGGGAGUUAAUGAUUUUAUCGCUUCGUAGUUUUUCAGAUGGUAAUCCACGACGCGUACGGUUUCUCUCUAUUGCUAUUGCGCUUCAUUUUCCCCUGCCCGUCUCUCUUCAUUGUGGAAACACUUGUAUCUAUAUCCCAGUGUAACCACUGCCUAGACCCGGCUGAUGCACCGACUCGUCAAUCCCAUACCCGAAAUUCCGAUGUUCACACUAUCGCUACUGUGCCUCGGUGACUGUCUAGGUAGGUACCAGGUGCAUGAGAACCACAUGCAUAUUGCAGGACGGCGCGGGUAGC